AUGUCGUCCCUCACCGAAGUCCCCUCAGAGGACGCCUUCGCGCAGCACAUGAGCAAUGCCCCUCCCGAAACCCUCAUAGUCCUCUACUUCUACGCUUCAUGGGCCGCACCCUGCACACAGAUGCGCAAUGUCCUCAGCGCCCUCGCCUCGCAGUACCCCGCCACAACCCCACCAACAGUCUCGUUUGUCAGCAUUGACGCCGAGCAGUUGCCCGAUAUCUCAGAGGAGUACGAUGUAUCCGCCGUGCCAUUUGUCGUCUGCGUGAAGAACGGAGAGAUUUUGGAAUCCAUCAGCGGCAGUGACGCUAUCAAAGUUCGCGAUGCUAUCGAGCGCCAUGUUGGUGGUGGCGCCCCCGCCGAUGGUGGUCACAGAGCGCAUAUCCCUCCUCCUCUCUCGGCGGUUGCCCGUGAGAAUGGCCCUGCGACUGCCACUCAGCAGCCUGUUUCUACCCCCGAUGGCUCGGUUGGACCUGCUGCUAACGCGGUCCCGGUCUCCGCUGACCCCGCUCUCACACCCGAGCAGUCGAAAGAAGCCCUCUUUGCCCGCCUGGGCGAGCUUGUCAAGGCCGCUCCCGUCAUGCUCUUUAUGAAGGGUACCCCCAGUUCCCCGCAGUGCGGUUUCAGUCGGCAGCUGGUUGGUAUUCUACGUGAGCGCAGUAUCAAGUAUGGAUUCUUCAACAUUCUGGCCGAUGAGGAUGUUCGUCAAGGUCUGAAGGAGUUUGCGGAAUGGCCUACUUUCCCCCAAUUGUGGGUCGCCGGAGAGCUGGUUGGUGGUUUGGAUAUUGUCCGCGAGGAAAUCAAUGCAGACCCUGACUUCAUGGGAGAAUACUCUGUCAAUAAGCCCGUAGCUUGA
Molecule: messenger RNA, 852 nt
Organism: Penicillium cosmopolitanum
Lineage: Eukaryota; Fungi; Ascomycota; Eurotiomycetes; Eurotiales; Aspergillaceae
Product: PICOT family protein
Exons: 2
Coding region: 1-852 (283 amino acids)
Molecular function (GO): 2 iron, 2 sulfur cluster binding
Source: RefSeq, a predicted model, not a curated record